Molecule: messenger RNA, 1704 nt
Organism: Strongyloides ratti
Lineage: Eukaryota; Metazoa; Nematoda; Chromadorea; Rhabditida; Strongyloididae
Product: MIF4G-like, type 3 domain and Amino acid transporter, transmembrane family and MIF4-like, type 1/2/3 domain and Armadillo-type fold domain-containing protein
Exons: 6
Coding region: 1-1704 (567 amino acids)
Biological process (GO): regulation of translational initiation
Cellular component (GO): cytosol
Molecular function (GO): RNA binding; translation activator activity; protein binding
Source: RefSeq, a predicted model, not a curated record
AUGGAUAACAAAGAAUGUUUUAUAAAUUUUUUAAAAGGAAUGAUAGGUCCUGGUAUUUUAUCACUUUCAAUGGCAUUUAAAGAUGCUGGAUUAAUAACUGCAUCUAUUACAAUAAUUAUUAUUGGUAUAAUUAAUACAUAUUGUAUGAUAAAAUUAAUUGAAUGUUCAAAAUAUUUUUCAAUAAAAUAUAAAAUAAAAAAAAUUGAUUAUGGUUCUUUAGCAUAUUAUGCCUCAAAAGAAAUCAUGAAAAAAGAUACUAUAAAGACAAAAAUUUUUCCUAUUAUUGUAUGGAUAUGUUUAUUAUCACUUCAAAUUGGUAUUUGUUCUGUAUUUUAUGUUUUUGUUGGAACAUUAACAAAAGAAUUAGUUGAAAAGAAUUAUAGUAAUAUUAUUUAUGAUAUUAGAUUAUAUUAUAUUGGAUACCUUAUACCAUUUAUAAUUUUAGGUUCUUUUAAAUCCAUAAGAACAUUAACAUUUUUAAAUUUAUUUGCAAAUAUACUACUAGGAUUAUCACUUUUAUCAAUUUUUUUUAUAUUAAUUUUAUCAAAACACUCUUAUAGUGAAAUAAAAUAUUACACAAAUAUUAAUGGUAUUUUUACAAGUUUAGGAACUAUAAUGUAUGCUUUUGAAGGUCAGGCAUUAGUAAUUCCAUUGGCAAAUCAUAUGAAAGAAGACAAUAAUAUGAUUAAAAUUUUAAUAUAUGGAAUGAUGAUUAUAACAGUAAUAGCAGAAUCUUCAGAUUUUAAAAUAAUUAUGUGUGAUAGUGAUCAAUUAAAAAAUAAUGAAAAUAUUGUUGAUGAAGGCAAUGUUGUUUUAAGGAAAAAAAAACCAACGCUUCAAAUUUAUAAACCACCAUGUUCACGAAGUUCUACAAUAGAGGAUGAAAAAAAUGAUAAUACAUAUUCAAUAACAAAUAAUUCAUCUAAUAUUAAAGGAAGCAGCUUAAAUCAGAGCGGAAAAUUAAAAGAAAACAAUAAUAAAAAUCAUUCUAAAAUUUCUAACGCUUUAAUUUCAACAACUAUGAAAGAAUUUCCAAAAAAGAAAGUAUUUGGUAGUAAAGAAAUUGAAGAAAUUACAAAUGGAUUAAAAAGAAUCAAUGCUAUAAAAGAUACAACACUUAUUGAUGAUUUUUUAUCUUCAAAUAUGACUAAUUCAAAAAUUUCCUCAGAAUUAGGAUUAUUUUUAGUUAAAUUUGCCGUUGAAGAAAAUAGAGUGGAGGCUAAAAAUACAGCAAAAAUUUGUGCACAUUUACUUGAUUGCCCUACUGGUGACCCAUUUCAUAAAAACUUGAUUAAUAGUUUAAAACAAUAUUUUGAAUGCCGAGAUCAGUUACGUGAAAAUCAUUUCAAAAUUUGGACUACUUUUAUUAAUUUUAUUAAUGAGACAUUUGCUAAUAUUGGUUUUACAUAUGAAGGUGACCUUGUUGAACUUAUCUUUACAACAUUUGAAUAUUUACUUUUACCACCUACUUUGCAUAAUUUAAGAAUUGAAGAAUUAGAAUGCCUUAUUAGUGGUUUAUUAGCAAUUGGAUAUGACUUAGAAAGAGUCUGCCCAGAAAAAUUAGGAUCCCUUAAAGAGUUGAUUCGUGAUGCUUUAAUUGAAGUUCAAGAACCAUGGGCAAGAAAAAUGAUUAUGUUAUUGAUGGAGUUGGGGGCUAGUGGUUGGAAAUUACCAACAGAAGCUAAUGAGUAUUACUUUCAUUGA